Messenger RNA from Tarenaya hassleriana, 2619 nucleotides. RefSeq lists its product as uncharacterized. Gene Ontology annotation, molecular function: protein binding. The transcript has 6 exons. The record is from RefSeq and is a predicted model, not a curated record. The coding region runs from base 127 to 2556 and encodes 809 amino acids. NCBI's taxonomy places the organism in Eukaryota, Viridiplantae, Streptophyta, Magnoliopsida, Brassicales, Cleomaceae.
GAUUUCUUUGUACCAAAAGCUUUUUUUUUUAGAAGUGCCUUUUCUUUCAAGUCUCUCCGGCUCAGCCAAGAAAGCUACGAUACAAACGCAUAUAAGCAUUGCUAGCAACGUAUUGAGAUCUACAAGAUGUCGUCCGAGGCGCAACCCAGCAAUGCGGAAAUGAACACCUCACUCCCGAAUGAUCAAAAUCCGCAAAUAUCCGCCGGAGUUCCCGAUCAGCAAAUUCCACCGGAAGUCGCCGCCGAAAUAAUUAAAUUACAACAGAGCCGCCCUGAUGCAUCCACUUCUGCCGGGGCGACGACACAAAGCAACGUUGUCACGCUACUGGAGAUUUCUCCGGAAGAUUUGUUCGCUUUGCUGAAAGAACACAUGCCACCGGGAGCUGCCGCCGCAAUAAGGCCAUUACGACAAAGCCACCCUGUUCCAUCCACUUCUGCCGGGGCGACGACCCAAAGCAACGCUGACACGCCACUGGAGAUUUCUCUGGACGAUAUCAUCGCUUUGUUGGAACUACAAAUGCCACCGGGAGCUGCCGCCGCAAUAAGGAUAUUACAACAGAUCCGCCCUAUUCCAUCCACUUCUGCCGGGGCGACGACACAAAGCAACACUGUCAUGCCACUGGAGAUUUCUCAGGAUGAUUCGUCCGCUUUGCUGGGACACUUCAGGCUACCGUUGGCAAACGACCUCAAAAUCCGCAAAUAUCCUGUUGCAUCCACGUCUUCAGGGACACAAAGCAACAAUAUCGUGCCGCCGGAGGUUCCCUCCGCUUUGCAGGGACAAUCCAUGCCAUCGUUGCCAAACCACGAGUAUUUACAACUGUCGCAGGCAAUAAUCCGAGGCGACUUGCAAGGCGUGAGGGAUUACUUGGACGAUAAACCUGACGCGCUGACGGCGUGGAUAGACUGUAAAGAAACACCUCUGUUGAAAGCAUGUCUGUGCGGACAAGUCGAGAUCGUGAACGAGCUGUUGGGAAGAAUGACCCCUCAACAAUUGCUGAGUCGGCCUGGGCCUGGUCAUAAUCCCUUCACGCCCCUCACGGUCGUUGCUCGCAGCGGAAACAUGAAGAUCGCUGAGGCAUUGAUCGGGAAGAACCCCGAGCUGGCUAACUUCACGCAUAGUAAUUGGUCAGAUCUGCCGGUCGUCAGGGCAGCGAAUUCCGCACAAAAGGAAAUGACUCAUUAUCUUUAUGAUCGGACCUCGCCCGAAGUUUUGCUACCAAAUGGUGCGUGGGGGGGCAUGCAACUCUUAGUGGAUGCCAUCUGCUUUGGAUAUUUUGAUAUUGUCAGCCGCCUCCUCGAUGUACUGCAGCCCCAAGCUGUGGUUACAAAACACCCAAAAGUAGCUUUGAUUCCCAUUUCCGUUUUGGCUUCAUGUUCUAGUUUCUUUCGAAGCAGCAGCAAUCUGUCCUCAUGUCAACGCCUGAUCUACUCAAUGAUACAAGUAAAUCAGGCGGCACCAAAUGGUCUAACCGCGAAGAUACUUCAAUGUUUGUCCGAGCGGAAAUGGUUUGGAAUCAAUAGAAUGUAUGAACUGAAGUUGCUGCACAACACAGCUUAUAACAUUCUACAAGUGAUGUGUGACAAAACUUCACAACUGCCCAAGUACGGGGAUUGGACGACUGCAAUACUGAAAGCACUCGUUAACGCGGUUAGCUUUGGGAACCGGGAAUUCGUGAUCGAGAUCAUCAGACACAACCCGGAGCUCAUGUGGUUUGGUCCUGAUGGGAGGGAUAUCUUCAUGAUGGCUGUGGGGUCCCGAGAAGAGAGGAUCUUCGAGCUGUUCUUCGGCUUAGAUGAUAGGAAACACGAUUUGAUUAAUCGUUGGGACGACCAAAACAACAGGAUUCUUCAUAUCGCCGGAGGUCUCUCCCCGCCCGAAAAACUCUCCCGGGUAGCUGGUGCAGCUCUCCAGAUGCAACGAGAGAUCCAAUGGUUUAAGGAAAUAGAGAGCAUCGUUCCAGAAAAGGAUAGAUGGAAGGUUAACGAUGAAAAACCUACCGGGCUUACGGGACGUCAAGUAUUCGAAAGAGAUCACAAAGAGCUGCGAGCGCAAGCCGAGAAAUGGAUGAAAGACACUGCAACCGCGUGCAGCCUAGUGGCCGGUCUCAUUGCAACGAUCACAUUUCAAGCAGUUUUCACCUCUCCCGGAGGCACCAAUGGCGACGACGGCGUCCCGUUUCACAUCAGAUACGACCGUUUCAUCGCGUUCGUGAUCGCCGAUGUUCUGUCCUUCUUCAGCGCCUCCACCUCGCUCGUCGUGUUCCUCGUCAUCCUCACUUCGAGAUUCUCUUCCGACGACUUCCACAAGUCGCUCCCGACAAAGAUGAUACUGGGUCUCCUCACCUUGUUCAUCUCCAUCGCGACCAUGCUGGCGGCUUUCUCGGCUGCCCUUUUAACGAUCGUCAGCAAAGCUCCGUCGAUCGUCGUCCCGGUGAUGCCGUUGGUCGGCGUCCCUGCCUUGCUCUUCAUGCUGAUGCAGUACCCUCUCCUUAAGGAGAUGGUUUCUUCCACCUUUGGGAAAGGGCUUUUCAACCGCGACACCAAACCGUGGUUCUGAUAAACCUAUGUUCUUGUCCUUUUUAUUCCAUCGUCUUUCACUUCCAUUUCCCAUUUUGUGUGU